UAACUUGUGCUGACAGGCUAGAUACGUACCGCUCAUACCCAUUGAGAGGCCUAUCUGCGGUAAACCGCGGACUUCAACAACACAUCACCAAGCAUAUCUUCCCCGUCUCUCGAUAUACAACGACGCCGGUUUUCUCUCUGAUUCUCGGGAAUGAUAAUGGAUUUUCUUGGUAUCGCAGUUCACUUCCGGUUAUGACAGGCAGUAGUCACAUAUCGGCUCCCCGCUAUAACUGAAGUGGUGUAACUGGAAGCCCGUGUCCCUCAACUCAAACCCAAUCAGAACAUGCUCGCGAACUUGACUGUGCUCAUUCGACAUUAUUAUAUUGUCGAAUUUCAUCUCUUGUUUCUCUCUUGUCUUUUCUUUUGGCUAGUUAAGCACGUAUCGGCAUGUCAUUCUAUGCAUCGUUCCUGCUGGCAGAGGCAUCGAGUCUCGCGGUUUCGCAGGAUUCCUUCGGGGAUCUUAGGGCCCGGCCAGCAGAACGACAGCCCUUUUGCGCCAAGCUUUGGAGAUCCCAUUGGUACAUCAGCUAUAUGCCAAAUAGGCGGUAAAAUAUACAUCACUGGCAAUUUUCCUGCCAACGAGUAUGUUGUACGAGUCCUUGAUGACUCAGGCUUGCAACAAUUAUCUUGUAAGAGACUAAUAUGGUCGACAUUGUCACUUCUUCGGGAGGCAUCAUGUUCCUUUUUCCUUGUCCCACACCAAGUGCUCGGGAUCAUAUCUCGAAUUUGGGGCUGCAAGCCGAGUGGCUUCCGCCUCACCCCCCACCCCCAAGGGAAAAAAGAAAUGAUUACUUCUUCAGAAAUUCCGGUGACCUAUGUCGCCUUUUCAUCCUCCCUGCAUCGGGGGUUUGUCCUUCCGUUACACACCCGAUGAUUGAUGUAUUGCCCAUAAGCUCUACCUAGGAGGUGGUGCAGAGUAGAGAAGUCUCCGAAAGCAGGCAAUCACAGCUUUCGGGUAGCUAUGGAAGAUAACCGGACUUAUGCGGCCCUCUCAGAAUAUGGCAUCGUCUUUUGGAACAAUCAUUUUGCCUAGGACGUCAUGACAUCGGAAACAAGUUCAAGAGAAGGCCCGUUGAGCUCUGGAGUAUUCGGGUUUGGAAUUCAUUCAUGCCUUUUAACCCAAGUAACUACGUACAAGGAACUCAUGGAAAGGAACAAUUCUCAGACAUGUUGUCCACGUGACUAAGGGGCACGAAGCCGUGCUGUAGACGGAGCUCUAUCGUUCGGGGUCAGGCCAAAGUAUUUGCUAUUGUGCAACUAGGCAUUGGUGCACAAGUAAAUACGGCGGCUUCUUGGG
Colletotrichum navitas is the source of this 1296-nucleotide messenger RNA. RefSeq lists its product as uncharacterized. NCBI's taxonomy places the organism in Eukaryota, Fungi, Ascomycota, Sordariomycetes, Glomerellales, Glomerellaceae. Bases 283 to 873 code for a protein of 196 amino acids. The record is from RefSeq and is a predicted model, not a curated record. The transcript has 2 exons.